Camelina sativa (false flax) is the source of this 396-nucleotide messenger RNA. Lineage: Eukaryota; Viridiplantae; Streptophyta; Magnoliopsida; Brassicales; Brassicaceae. The record is from RefSeq and is a predicted model, not a curated record.
AUGGGUGCUGGAGGAAAUGGAGGUGGCGUUGGCGGUGAUGGAAGUGGCGGGGGUCAUGGAGGGUUUUGGUCCUUUUGGAGUGGUGGUGGCGGAGGGGAUGGAGGUGGAGGCGGCUGGGGCGGAGGCGGAGGCGGCUUUGGUGGUGACGGAGGUGGUGGAGGUUUUGGCGGCGGCGGCGGGGGUGGCGUUGGCGGUGAUGGAAAUGGCGGGGGUCAUGGAGGGUUUUGGUCCUUUUGGAGUGGUGCUGGUGGAGGAGACGGAGGUGGAGGCGGCUGGGGCGGAGGCGGCUGGGGCGGAGGCGGCUUUGGUGGUGAUGGAGGUGGUGGAGGUUUUGGCGGCGGCGGUGGGGGUGGGGAUGGAGGUGGAGGCGGCGGAGGAGGAGGAGGAGGUUGCUGA